Puccinia graminis f. sp. tritici CRL 75-36-700-3 is the source of this 2208-nucleotide messenger RNA. RefSeq lists its product as uncharacterized. The record is from RefSeq and is a predicted model, not a curated record. The coding region runs from base 1 to 2208 and encodes 735 amino acids. NCBI's taxonomy places the organism in Eukaryota, Fungi, Basidiomycota, Pucciniomycetes, Pucciniales, Pucciniaceae. The transcript is spliced from 3 exons.
AUGUCGACAAAGCUUACUAGUAUUCCCGAGCAACUCAACCCCAACCAAUCAAUUCUUGAUAGCGAGAUCCAGCAGAUCACAGCUGAAGAAUUCCAUCGUAAUAUCACCACAGCAGAAACAACCAUACUUGGCUUGAUCAAACUGAAGCUCCCAAAGAGCCUGAAGAGGAAGAUUGAUGAAUGUGCUCAUGACAUCAAGAGCUCAAAAAUAACUUUUCAGCAGACUGGAGAAAUACCUGACGAUGAGGGCAUCCAGAUCAAUCAUGCCCAGGCACCUCGUCCUUCCUUGCAUACUACAGCCUCAGCAUCAACAUCCACAAGAAGACCAGUCAAGCGAAAGAAGGAUUCCCCCUCUUUCAAUCCAGCCUCCCUCUUGACCAACGGACCCAUCUCUGCCAGUUCUGCCAGCCCGAGUGCUCCAGCAAACGUUGAUAGUUCCAAUGCUCCAGCAAUCCCUACCACUUCCUCACUCCCCACCCCUGUAUCGGCAAUCACACCAACUACUCCCGCAGUCGCCCCUGCCGAGACAACCUUUGACAAAAUCUCACAGACAAUCUCUCCUGGUGAAGUGUUCAAACCGGUAGACUCUCCAAGCACCCAGUUGCCUCAAGGUGUUCAAAUCACUCAAGAUCCCAGCCCUCCUGAUGAAAAUCACGGUAUGUUGAUUGCUUGCACUAUCAUUCUCAAUGAGGACUUUGUCAAAGAAAUGUUGCCUACAGCCUGCUUGAGACUGAACACCUUUGCUAUGUACCCAGGUCAACCUCCAGAAGAAGAUCAUCAGUCCUCAGAGAAUCAGCCCGAAGGCUCAUCUGCCAACCUCCAAGUUCCGAACAACCAAAACAACAGCACCACAACUACCUCGUCUGUGCCUCCCCCACCCCCAAAUCCUUCAACCAGUCAACCCCCAGAAUCAACAGACCAACUCACAAAUCUCACGAUCCUCAAGUCAAGCGAUGCAAGAAUUUCAGUCAUCAAGAUCUAUCAGCAUGUUGAUGGUGUGAAGCCCAACUGGGAGAGGUACCAAACUAUGUGGACUGCCCUCUCAAACCUGGCCCAAUUCCGAGCCCAAUCUCUCCAGAACCCAGGACCACACAAUCUCGAUUUUCACUUUGAAAGGACAACCUGUUCAUAUACUUCUUGGAUCAAAACUAUUAGCUCCCUUGCCAAAAACUUCUUAGCUCCAUUGCCAAAUGACCAAUGGAACUGCCCUGAUGUCAUCGAUUUCCCCCUGAUUGUGUUGUAUUCCCAAUUGGAAAAGUCUGGAUCCUCCGAGCCAUUCAUCUCUCCAACCACCAAAACUAUACAUCCCGAGUCCACCAUCAUCCGCUUCCUCCACCGACUUCAAAGUCCACCCCCUGCAGUCAUCUUUGAAUGGGCAAAAAUCAUCGCAGCUUCUGUUGAGGUCAUGGCAUUCAAGCUCUACAGCCCACCUCCUCCAACCCCGGAUACUGAUGACGACCCAAUCAACCAAGGGCUUCAAGUUCUUCAAUGGCUUGAGGGACUGAAGAACUCACUCUCAACUUUUGAAACACCCGGAGAGACCCAACCGACCUCCGCUGCCCCUGAAGGGGAAGUUGUCCUGCGAUCUCAUGCUAUCGAUGUUUUGAAAGACUUCUCAAAGGUCAUAAUCGAUGUUUUCAUGGGCUACAUAAUAUUCCAGGUUCACGCUCUCAGCCCGCCUCCCUUGACAAACAGCCAAAUCAAGAAGCAAGGCCGAUCCCAGCAACCCUCAGCUCCCCAGGAAAAUUCUGCCUCUGCUGUGACUCAAAAAACAACCGGAGGAGCUGUCACGAAAACCUCUACCUCCACCAAGAGACUGAAGUCAAUCCAGUCCCGACAUAACUUCCAGCCCCUUACAUACUUCCUUAUCGGCGGUGUUCGAGGCCUCUUUGUCUGUUCCAGGAAUCACCGUACAUCUCCAGUAUCGGAAUGCAUGUCGUUUAUCCAGGCCAUGGAAGUGAUCACUCGGUGCUCAAAAGUCAACCGAACCCCGGAGGAAACCAUUUGGAAAAACCUCUCUGCAUACAUUGUUGAAAUAUUCCAACCAGCGUUCCAAUCACCCGGCAAAAUAGUCCCCCUUCAAAAAAGGCCAGAUCCACAUGAGCUAGCACAGGCGAUUACAAUCGAUUUUCUCACCCAUUGGAGGACUCAGCAACCCUCGUCUCCGUUUCUUAUUCCCCAUUCACCCCACCAAAUUACUGAAAAAUAA